GGAUUACUAAUGUUAUCUCAUUGGCUAUUUUUGCGGGAUAUACCAUAGUAAUUCGUCAACGACAAAUUGUUUUAGAGAAAAAGAAUGGUAAAGAGCAGAAGCAGAUUGAUGAGUUGAAGAAGGAGGAAUUACAGGAAAAAGUUAAGCCAGGUGUGAAACCCUCCCAUUUAAAAAGAAGCAAAAGUCUGAAUGAUUUGCCUAGCCAAGAAAGUGAGGAAAUCUUUGUAGAUGCUCCGGAAGAAAAUGCCGAAGAACUAAAACAAAAAAUCACCCAAUUAGAAGACCAAAUUCUCCAAUUGCGAAUUAGCAAACUCAAAGAUUUUGGUGAUUACUGGGAAAAAAAUAAAGAACUGAAAAAAGAUUUAGAAAGUAAUAUUGAUUACGGAGUAAAAGAAAUUGAAAGGUUGGAAACUAAAUUACGCACAGUUAAUAAGAAAAAAUUUGAACUCCAAGAGCAAUUAGGCCAAAGUCAAAGUGAAAAAGCCCGAUUAGAAAUAAAAUUGAUAAAUGCGGAAAAUAAAGAGGCCAAACCCAUUGCCACCCGCACCGAACAAAUGGAAAAUCAGGUAUCUCAAAAAUUAAAUGAGUAUGGUGGCAAAGCCAGAGAACAGAUUAACAAACCUUUUGAUUAUUAUCGCAAGCAAGAAUCAUUUUAUCGGGUAGCCAAAUGGGCUACGGAAGUGGGAAUUGAUGUUAAUCAGAAGUGGAAUUUAAGGGAUUUAAAAGGUGAUAAUAAUUUGCCCCAAUUAAAAGAAGAAUUAUUUAGCCAAGGACAGAAAACUUUUAAUCAGUUAAAAGAACAAUUAAAUAAAUCUACCAUGGCCUGA
This is a messenger RNA of Racocetra fulgida, 827 nucleotides long. The record is from the annotation of a GenBank genome assembly. NCBI's taxonomy places the organism in Eukaryota, Fungi, Glomeromycota, Glomeromycetes, Diversisporales, Gigasporaceae.